AUGACGACUGACGGUCUCAUAGCAGUCAGUCCUCUCUAUAUCAAGCUAGCAUUCACCUCCUUCAAAGUCGUUGACAAGUCAGUUGAAAUGAGCAAGACGUCCGAAGAGAGUGCUGGGCACUUUGCAACGGCGAGGCUUCCCCUCUUCCACGGUCCCCUCAUUACAAUUCGAAUCCAAAACGGCCGUGAAUAUACAGUCUCAAAAGAGCUGCUCUGCGCAGAGUCACCAGUCUUUACAGCCAUGUUCGAAGGUCCUUUUCGAGAAGCCCAAGAGCAGACAGUAAACCUCGAAGAAAUGGAAGGCGUUAUCUCUCAGCGAAGCCUUGAAGCACUUCUCCAAUGGUUAUACCUUGGGGUCGUCAAAUUCGACAUUGAAACCCCCGGAGAACAUAUCUCCGCUGCCAUCGAGCUUGCAAGGCUCGCCGACAAAUACGGGGUGACCAGGAUUGAACCACAGCUAUCAAAUAUUAUCAAGGAUACUAUUCUUGCUAACCCCGAUCCCACUGCGACGGAGAAAUUCACCCCUAUCGACAACAACACCUAUUGGCUAAAUGACCAAGACAUUAUUUCGGCAAGUUUCCUGCGCGAUGGACAUCCCGUUCGCCCUCUGUUGGCUCAAGCCUCCGUCAAAGGGUUUCUCCAAAAUCGAAAGCAUAAAUUCGCCAAGAUUGCUCAGGAAUACCCCAGAUUUGGAGCUGACCUCCUGCAUGAAGUCAGCCUGGCCCUGAGUACCCUGAGGCCCCAUAACACUGUUGACUUUGAAGACCCCAUUGACAGGAAAAGAUGGUACAUGAGAAGAGAUUGA
Molecule: messenger RNA, 804 nt
Organism: Penicillium expansum
Lineage: Eukaryota; Fungi; Ascomycota; Eurotiomycetes; Eurotiales; Aspergillaceae
Product: BTB/POZ domain-containing protein
Exons: 2
Coding region: 1-804 (267 amino acids)
Biological process (GO): proteasome-mediated ubiquitin-dependent protein catabolic process; regulation of proteolysis
Cellular component (GO): cytoplasm
Molecular function (GO): ubiquitin protein ligase binding
Source: RefSeq, a predicted model, not a curated record